CCGGUGUUGUGCGUGCGUAGUGUACAGUCGGCCGAACGUUUUGUCGAAAAAUAGAAAAAAUGCCACCCGCCCCGUCUGGUAAGGCGGUCAAGAAGGCCGGUAAGGCCCAGAAAAAUGUUCGUGCUUCGGAUAAAAAAAAGAAGAAGCGCAGGAGGAAGGAGUCUUUCUCGAUCUACAUUUACAAAGUGCUUAAGCAGGUCCACCCGGACACCGGCAUCUCAUCCAAGGCGAUGUCGAUCAUGAAUUCGUUCGUGAACGAUAUCUUCGAAAGGAUCGCUGCCGAAGCGUCCCGCCUCUCACACUACAACAAAAGGUCGACCAUCACGUCGAGGGAGGUCCAGACCGCCGUCAGGCUGCUGCUUCCUGGUGAGCUGGCCAAGCACGCCGUUUCCGAGGGGACCAAAGCGGUCACCAAGUACACUUCGUCCAAGUAAAUACUCGGUCGUCGUAGGAUCGUCGAGAAAUCAAGAAAUCUUGAUGCUGAUGAAACAACUGCAAGCUAUACUAUGGCUCUGUUAUGAGGCCAUAC
Molecule: messenger RNA, 529 nt
Organism: Varroa destructor (honeybee mite)
Lineage: Eukaryota; Metazoa; Arthropoda; Arachnida; Mesostigmata; Varroidae
Product: histone H2B-like
Cellular component (GO): nucleosome
Molecular function (GO): structural constituent of chromatin; DNA binding; protein heterodimerization activity
Source: RefSeq, a predicted model, not a curated record